CCAGGUAAACCCCCAAUAAUCAUCGGUCCAUGCAAAACCAUGAACCAUGUUAUGCCGGGUAACCCCCACGAAAACAACAGUCCAUGCAAACCCCUGAACCACAUUGUGCCUGGUAACCCCCCAAUUAUCAUCGGUCCAUGCAAAACCAUGAACCGCGUUGUGCCAGGUAGCCCCUGCGAAAAUAACGGUCCAUGCAAACCCCCAAACCACAUUGUGCCAGGUAACCCCCGCGAAAACAAUGGUCCAUGCAAACCCCCAAACCACAUUGUGCCAGGUAACCCCCGCGAAAACAAUGGUCCAUGCAAACCCCCGAACCACAUUGUGCCAGGUAACCCCCCAAAA
Messenger RNA from Volvox carteri f. nagariensis, 342 nucleotides. RefSeq lists its product as uncharacterized. The annotation marks the transcript as partial. NCBI's taxonomy places the organism in Eukaryota, Viridiplantae, Chlorophyta, Chlorophyceae, Chlamydomonadales, Volvocaceae. The record is from RefSeq and is a predicted model, not a curated record. The transcript has a single exon.